CUGCACCAUGUCCCUGGUGGAGACGAUCCGGCUGUGGCAGGAAGGGGUGUGCGCAGCAGAAAGGAAGGAGUGGAGGGCAGCACUGGAUGCCUUCACGGCCGUCCAGAACCCCCCUGCCAAAAUCUGCUAUAACAUUGGCUGCAUCCACCUUGUUCUGGGGAAGCUGGCUGAGGCGGAAGAGGCAUUCACCCGGAGCAUUGGCUGCGACAAGCACCUGGCGGUGGCUUAUUUCCAGCGGGGGACCGUGUUUUACCAGAGGCAGAACCAUGAAAAGGCCAUCAAGGAUUUCAAAGAGGCACUGGCCCAGCUGCGAGGCAACCAGCUCAUCGACUACAAGAUCCUGGGGCUGCGGUACAGGCUUUUUGCUUGUGAGAUACUCUAUAACAUCGCGCUGGUGUACGCCACGAUGGAGGACUGGAGGAAAGCUGAGGAGCACCUGACGCUGGCCAUGAGCAUGAAGAGCGAGCCCCAGCACAACAAGAUCGACAGGGCAAUGGAAGCCAUACUGAAGCAGAAGGUCUGUGAGCUGGUGACCAUUCCUGUGGGGAAGCUGUUUAGACCAAAUGAAAAGCAAGUGGCUCAGCUGGAGAAGAAGGACUACCUGGGAAAGGCUACGGUGGUGGCAUCCGUGGUCGACAAGGACGAUUUUUCAGGAUUUGCUCCACUCCAACCACAGGCCUCUGGUCCUCCACCAAGGCCCAAGACCCCAGAAAUCCUCAGGGCCCUUGAAGGGCAGCCGCAUCGUGUCCUGUACGAGUUCAUCCCCGAGACUGCUGAGGAGCUGCAGGUCCUGCCAGGAAACAUUGUCUUUGUCCUGAAGAAAGAGAAAGACAACUGGGCUACAGUGAUGUUCAAUGGAAAGAAAGGCAUUGUCCCCUGCAACUUCCUUGAGCCGGUGGAGCUCCAGAACAAGCUGCACAUCCAGGAAGAAAUCCCUCUUGAAGCUGAGAUCCCAGAGCUAUCCAGCUCCAUCACCCCAGAGAAGCCACGGCGGCCAGCACCAGAUCAUGCUCCUGUUACUGAGACGCAGCCGAGAGAAGCAGCCAAGGAGGCCAAAGCAGCCCUCUCCAGCCCCCACAUCCUCAAGGUGCAUUACAAAUACACGGUCGCCCUGCAAGUCAAGCCAGGCCUCUCCUACACUGAGCUCCUGGACCUGGUUUGCAAGAAACUGGAGCUCCAGCCUACACACACACAGCUGAGGUACAAGCCUGUGGAGAGUGAAGCACUGGUGACUCUGCGCACGGAGAACCUGGAGGCAGCUUGGAGCCAGAGCAAGGACAACUGUCUGACAGUCUGGUGCGACAUCACGGAGGGAGAAGGGUUUUUACCGGACAGCAAACCAGAGGAGAUGCCGCAGGAGGCAAUGCUGGAGGAGCCAGGACCAACCCAAGUUGUAGCACAGUACAAUUAUGAAGCCACUGAGCCUGAAGACCUGGAGUUUCAGGCAGGAGAUGUGAUCCUUGUUUUGUCCAAAGUGAACGAAGACUGGUUAGAAGGCCAGUGCCAUGGGAAGAUAGGCAUCUUCCCAUCUGCUUUCGUUCAAAAGUCUAACACUAAAGACCCAGAGAUGUGA
Pelecanus crispus (Dalmatian pelican) is the source of this 1573-nucleotide messenger RNA. It is a transcript of the gene NCF2, whose product is annotated as neutrophil cytosolic factor 2. The record is from RefSeq and is a predicted model, not a curated record. Gene Ontology annotation, cellular component: NADPH oxidase complex. Lineage: Eukaryota; Metazoa; Chordata; Aves; Pelecaniformes; Pelecanidae. Gene Ontology annotation, biological process: respiratory burst; superoxide anion generation; phagocytosis. Gene Ontology annotation, molecular function: protein binding; superoxide-generating NADPH oxidase activator activity.